Molecule: messenger RNA, 126 nt
Organism: Theileria orientalis strain Shintoku
Lineage: Eukaryota; Apicomplexa; Aconoidasida; Piroplasmida; Theileriidae
Exons: 1
Coding region: 1-126 (41 amino acids)
Source: RefSeq, a predicted model, not a curated record
AUGGCGACUUGGAAUUUCAUCGUUUGUAAAAUAAUUGAACGUGGAGGCUCGAUAACAGUCGUAAACUGCAAUAGAAUGAAUGGGAUGGGUACGGCCUUGUUGUGGGAUGAGGCGAAUGUUGGGUAG